ACAGAGCGUCUCACAACGUCACGGUGUUUAUCAAACGUGUCGUGACAUUUAUUUGUGAGGAUUUCGUACGUUUUUAAUGAUAAAUUCGAGAGAGCUUGGAAAAGAUAAAUUGAAGAUUCACAGAAGAAGGAGUUUGACAAAUUUCUUGUCGAGAUUUAGCUACGAAAAUCUCCAAGAGACGCCAUUUUAUACUCGAAAUACAUUAACCGCAAUUGUGAAACGUUCGUGAAUAAUUUUUGUGUGGAUUUCCGUGGUUUUUAUCUCGGGGAUGUGUGAAUCUUUCCAUUUUUGUAACUUAAAUGGUCUUGCUUCUUCCAGUGAUAUGAUUGUUACAGAGAUUUAAGCUUCUUACAGUCAGACUAGUCUCAGCAGUUUUCCUGCAACAACACACUUAUCAGAGUGCAAUAAGGACAAGAAUAUUACAACUUAAUCAUGGCUAUGCACACCGUUCCACCGAAGCGAAAAGAGAUCUACAAGUAUGAGGCCCCAUGGCCAUUGUACAGCAUGAACUGGUCGGUGAGACCCGACAAAAGAUUUCGUUUGGCACUGGGAAGUUUUGUAGAAGAGUACAACAACAAAGUACAGAUUGUUUCACUGGACGAAGAGACGUCUGAAUUUAGUGCUAAAAGUACAUUCGAUCAUCCUUAUCCCACUACAAAAAUUAUGUGGAUACCAGACAGUAAAGGUCUUUUUCCCGAUCUUCUCGCCACGUCUGGCGAUUACCUGAGAGUCUGGCGUGCUGCGGAGCCAGAGACUCGUUUAGAAUGUGUCCUGAACAACAAUAAAAACUCAGAUUUCUGUGCGCCACUUACAUCCUUUGAUUGGAACGAGGUGGAUCCAAAUCUAAUGGGGACUUCUAGCAUCGAUACUACAUGUACCAUAUGGUGUUUGGAGACAGGACAGGUGUUGGGCAGAGUGAACAUGGUUACUGGUCAUGUGAAAACCCAACUGAUUGCACACGACAAGGAAGUAUACGACAUCGCGUUUAGUCGCGCCGGAGGUGGUCGCGACAUGUUCGCGUCUGUCGGCGCUGAUGGAUCUGUGCGGAUGUUUGAUCUGCGACACUUGGAGCACUCGACGAUAAUCUACGAGGAUCCUCAACACACUCCGCUCCUGCGUUUGGCUUGGAACAAGCAGGAUCCCAAUUAUCUCGCUACUGUAGCGAUGGACGCGUGCGAAGUUAUCAUUCUCGAUGUUCGUGUGCCGUGCACGCCAGUCGCGAGAUUAAGUAAUCACAGAGCCAGUGUUAAUGGUAUAGCUUGGGCUCCACAUUCGUCUUGUCAUAUUUGUACAGCUGGUGAUGAUAACCAAGCCUUGAUUUGGGAUAUUCAACAAAUGCCAAGAGCGAUUGAGGAUCCUAUACUCGCUUACACCGCCGCAGAAGGUGAAGUUAAUCAGAUUCAGUGGGGCGCUACGCAGCCUGAUUGGAUAGCCAUUUGUUACAACAAAGCGGCCGAGAUUCUUCGAGUUUAAAUUAAAGACUGUCUUCACAUCGAAACAUCCUGUCCAGCAGGGAAACUAUAAACACCAUCGUUUCGUUUCUUUUAUUUUAAUUGUAUAUAUACGUUUAUAGAAAUAUAUACUUGAUAAUAAUAGAAAUAAUGAUUUAAAAUUGUUCGGGUCAUUAAAUCGGUCGGUUUAAACCGGUUUUUUAAAUUGUGUGGACAUUCAUACAAUUUUAUAGUUUACUGUUAUUACAACAGUAACCAUAAUGUAGUAUUAGUUUCCCGAAUGUGAUCAUGUUAUUGUGAUUACCCACAAUUUUUAGUAUGUAUUGUACAGAUUUUUAUAUAGAUGUAAAUUUUUGAUAUAUGAAGAUGUAUAUUAUAUAUAAUGACGCUCCCCCAAUUUUACGAAUACACCAUGUAUUCAAUGAUUAUAUCAUCAUUGAUAUAGAUACCGAAUUAGCAAGUUAAUUUAUCAGUAGCCCAUCAUAUAAUAAUAUUCAUUAGCAAUUCAAAAUGUAUUACGCAGAGAUUACCGAAUUAUUAUAUUAAAUUGAGGUUGACGCACACUUACAUAAAAAGGUAUAUUAAGAAUUAAUAAGAAUAAAAUUUUUACAAAAACAACAUGCAUGUAUUACAAUAAUAAUAAUAAUAUGAAAUAUCUUGCGAUUUACAAAUGUUAAACGAGCAAAAUGCAAUUAUUUACAAUAAUGAGCUCUGUGUAUGUACGAGUCCACAAUUCGGUCAAUUAUAUAAAAUGAAUGCGUCAAUUCUUCCGCAUUCAUUUUGAUUUAGACUGACAUUGCUGCGCGCGCGCGUGUAUGUGUGUGUGUGUGUGUAGACAUGAUUUUUUUUAGUACGCAAUUUCUCUUGCUAAUUCAAUAAAUAUUAUUAACUCUGAUACAGAGUAAAUAUA
Messenger RNA from Nylanderia fulva, 2361 nucleotides. RefSeq names its product DDB1 and CUL4 associated factor wap (gene wap). Gene Ontology annotation, molecular function: protein binding. The record is from RefSeq and is a predicted model, not a curated record. Lineage: Eukaryota; Metazoa; Arthropoda; Insecta; Hymenoptera; Formicidae.